Mizuhopecten yessoensis (Yesso scallop) is the source of this 4069-nucleotide messenger RNA. Its product is annotated as protein fem-1 homolog C-like. The record is from RefSeq and is a predicted model, not a curated record. Bases 179 to 3184 code for a protein of 1001 amino acids. Lineage: Eukaryota; Metazoa; Mollusca; Bivalvia; Pectinida; Pectinidae. The transcript has 2 exons. Gene Ontology annotation, molecular function: protein binding.
GCUCUCGCCGCAUGCCGUCUAUACUGUUGAAGCGGCACUCGUGCGUAGAUAUAAAUAGCAAUACACACAGCGCGCGUGUACGUUAUCGAGUUUCCAUGGCUGUUCGGGGGUAGCGAAAUAUCGGAGGUCCAAUGAAUUGUAUCCAUGAGAAGAAAUAAUAAGGUCAUAAACGGAUCUGAUGGAUAAAGCUGACGGAAAUUCUUCAGGGGACGGAAAUGGUCAACAUAACCAUGGACUGGACACAUCUGGGGAAGUCACAGACCAAAGUUGUAAUGGACAGGUAUAUGUUCAUGCUUCUGAUGAGACUAAUCAACCGAACGUCUUUGUUGGAACAGGUUGUAAUCAAGCAAGGCAGGUCGGAUAUGACGUAGACACCACGGCACCACCUGGUUCAUCUCACGGAAGUGAUGACGUAGACAGUUUACAACCACAAUCUGGACGUGAUCUAGUAAAUGGGGCAGUUCAUAGGGGAACUGAAUCCGGCAACGAAGCUGACAUUUCGGACUCUGGAAAUUUCGUUAUUAGUAAUAUCACACCGGAGGACGGCCCCGUAGAGGAACGCGUAUCCUACAUUCCGAACAGUACUUCUAGUCCUGUAGAUGUUGAUGCAGUAGUAAUACCACGGACGGCUCCAUUACGCAACCUCAAUAGCGUAGAUACUAUCCUGACUGCAGCUGAAAGUAUUUACCAAGAAGAACAAAGGCGCUUAACUCAGCUUGAGCAACUGUCAGAAAAUCAGAUCGGUCAAGCAAAAGAUUCGAUCAUGGAAGUCGAGAGAACUGAACAGUCAACAGAAGAAAUUGAUAGUACUGAAUUGAUAACAGCGGAAGUCGGUAGCACUGAACCGGCAUCAUCGGAAGUUGGCAGUACUAAACUGGCAUCAUCGGAAGUUGGCAGUACUAAACCUGCAUCGUCGGAAGUUGGCAGUACUGAACAGAUAUCAGAGGAAGAUGGCAGUACUGAACAGGACGCAAAAGAAGCAGGCAAUACAAAACAGAAAUCAGAGGAAGUCAACAGUUAUAAACAGCCAUUAGAGGAUGUCAACGGUACUGAACUGACAUCAGAGGAUGUAAGCGGUACUGAACAGCCAUCAGACGAUGUCGGUGGUACUGAACAGCCAUCAGAGGAUAUCAGCGGUACUGAACAGACAUCAAAGGAUGUCAGCGGUACUGAACGGACAUCAGAGGAUGUCAACAAUACUGAACAGACAUCUGCAGAAGAAAUAGUAAACUUUCGAAAAGUAGUCCAAGAAUUCCUUGACGGAAUCAAAGAUCAGAUGUCAACUGAAGAACAAGAGGGACCGGACACUACCGAGUCGUUAGCAGCUUUCGUACUAGAGAAUAUUGCUUCUAAAAACAUUAGAACAAUCAGGUAUGCCUUAAGAGAUUUACCUAAAGCCGAUCGCAAAGCUGUGGUAGAUUAUGAAAUAGAUGGGAAAGCUGCUUUGUUUGUCGCGUGCGAGAAGGGAACGGAGGAAAUGGUGAAGUAUUUUGUGGUCGAAUGUGGUGCCGAUACCAACAAGAAGGGAAAGUACGACUGUGGGGAAAAGGACAUGUUGGUCGCACCAUUAUGGCUUGCAACAAUUGAAGAGAAACCUGAAGUUGUUAAGAUUCUUGCUGAAAAUGGUGCUGAUGUCAAUGCUGUUUGUGAAACUGGUUCGACAGCAGUUCAUGCAGCCUGCUACAUGAAUAACAUAGAGUUGGUGAAAACGCUGUGCAAUAACGGAAGUGACGUCAAUAUUCCAGAUACACUAGGAAGCACCUGUCUAAAGGACUCCGUAGAUAACCUAGAAAUAUGCAAAAUCUUAGUAACCCAUGGCGCAGACCUCAACUACCGAAAAGAAAAUCAGUAUUCAAUUCUGCAUCACGCUAUAAAAGCACAUAACAUGGAAACAGUAGAACUACUGGUGCGCAACGGUGCUGGUAUUAUGAUAAAAGACUUUGAAGGGAACGAUUGUCUGAGAUACGCUGUUCUUGUGUACGCCCCUGAUAUCGUGGAGUUGUUGAUGGACAGUAUCCACGCCAACGCUCCAAAGUCGGCCGACAUUUAUGACUUGAUGGGGGCCAUGGCUGUCGGCAAGGGCGAUUAUAAAGAAGGGUACGAGUUCUGGCUACGGGCAAUGUAUAUCCGGACCGAGUUACAUGGUGGCGAGACCUCACUGCGGGAAAUUCCAGAGAUAUUUGGGAAGGACGUCGAUGUACCUAAUUCCAUUUCUGACCUAAUCUCAUUGGCCAAGAAUUGUGACGCUAUGGAUGCUCUCUCUCUCGCUAUUACGUCACACCAGCUUGGUCCGACCCAUUGGGACACGAUUCAAAGAAUUCUUCUACAGUCAACGUCACUCCUGCAUAACGAUGACCUUGUUCAAGCGUUUGAUAUGACACGAUACGUUUACUCGUUGUUGCUGAAUAAGUACACAGUUCUUCAUAGGAUGCAAGAGUUUGCGUUAUCUCAACUGUUUGAAAUCUGUUCAAAGUUUCAGAUACAAACCCUACGAGGUGUCUCAAUACCAAGGUUUAAGGACAUCUUGGAAGUUUUUCGAGAUAUGAUUGACUUCUUGGAGAAAGCACAUCUCCUCAAACAAACAAAUACACAAUAUUUCAUACAGAAUUCGAAUGUUUUUGAUAAAGUGAUCAGUCAUGUGUUCGAUAUGAUUUAUCUGCUAAAGGACAACAAUAAGUCCUCUGAGGAGAAAGCCUUCUUCAAUUCUCAGAUGAGACGCCUGGUCGGGAUGGACUUAUGUGAUAUUAACGGAAUGUCCCUUUUACAUAAGGCCCUCACCCGAAAGCCCAAACUUGUGUUCCAUUUCAUGGAGCAGGGUCCACGGGAGGGACGCCACGAGGAUCUCUGCGUCACCAGAGAACUAAUUCAGGCAGGCGCAAACGUCAAUGUACAGGAUUUGAAAAGAGACACCCCGUUACACAGUCAUCUGAAAUGGAUUGAAAAGUUCAAUUUUUUCACAAAAAAAGUUAUUGAAUUGUUCCUAGAUUACGGUAUCCAUGUUGAUUUAAUUGAUAUCGACAACAAUUCACUCUUUGUCAUGAUAAAGGUUCGGGGAAUAACACUGUGUCCUGUGAAAUAUCACACGCUCCAGUGCUUAGCGGUCAAGGUCAUUCGAGACCAUGACAUCCGCUUCCGGGCGCAACUGCCGAUUCCUCUGCAACGAUUUGUUGAUAUGCACAAAUAGAAUAACAUUUCUGGCUGUGUCUAAAAUGAAAAACUGAUGUCACCAUUGUGUGUUAACCUCUCAAUAUCUUAUGUGAAUUUCAAUAUCUUAUGUGUGAAUGUGAAUUCAGGAUUCCUGAGUCCGAUUGGUCAGGUUGUUUUAUCGACUACAUCAUUUUCAACAUUACCUUAAACCAGUUUAACAUUUUAAUGAAAACAAUGUCUCUGGUUGGAAGUUGAUAUUUCUGGUAAUUUCAUUUUUAACCCAAAUCCUUACUAGUGAUAUUAUUUGUGUUUUAAUUGGCUUUUGUUCUAACACAUAUUAAUAUCUAGAUCUCUUUUAAAUACAAAAGCUUGUUUUAUUUAUUCAAGUUGAUAAAUGAACACAUUUUAUUUAAGGGGACGAAAAUAUUUUGAAUAUCUCCAACUACUUCCUCAGUUCGCAAAACUUCAUCCAGUUUAGAAGAAAGAAAGAAAUGAUGCUAGUUGUUGACACUUAGGUUUCUGCGACUGGAAUUUGCUUUCUACUUUCUUUGUUGGAUGAAUUUUAUUUAUUUUUGUGUUUAUUUUUGUUCUGCUACAAAUAAUUUUAAUUAUAAGUGUAAUUCACCUCAAACAUGCAUCAAAACGAUGAUUAAAAAAGAUAGCAAGAUUUCCAGUGUAAAACAUUUAUAUCGUUUAAUAACUGAAAUACCUAUGUCCGCGUGUGUCAUGUACGGUUCCAUACAAAUAGAAAAUCAUGAAAAAAUGAAUACUGUUUAUAAUGUUUAUCUAACUCGACUUCGUUAUUCUUGAAACGAAAAUAAGCUUUAGCGAGUAUUGCUUAUAUAAUAUAAAAUUAAGUUACGAGUGUUCGAUAAACUUUAAACAAUAUUGGUCACAAAUCUUCGAGAUUCUCUCUGUCACA